Molecule: messenger RNA, 2772 nt
Organism: Mirounga angustirostris (Northern elephant seal)
Lineage: Eukaryota; Metazoa; Chordata; Mammalia; Carnivora; Phocidae
Gene: CATSPERZ
Product: catsper channel auxiliary subunit zeta
Exons: 5
Coding region: 682-1386 (234 amino acids)
Biological process (GO): flagellated sperm motility; sperm capacitation
Cellular component (GO): sperm principal piece; CatSper complex
Source: RefSeq, a predicted model, not a curated record
GGGCCCGGGCCUCUCAGAGGGUUUCGUUCUUGCGCUCUCCCCGGCAUGCUCUGCUUGUUUGACCAAAGAGGCCUCUCUCGACCGGACCGAGGCCUGCGGAGGAGGCUACGCGUUGCCACCCCCGCUCCUGGCCCUCUCCUCACUUUAUCCGUUUGCAGACCCCCCCCCCCCCAGGCUUUCUGUCUCGCUGUCCCGGCUGGGCCCGUCCCUCACCACACCUCACGACUGUGCCUCAAAAGCCUGCAUCAAUAAACGGAAACAGUUUGCACCGCUGCGGGCGUGCGCGCUCCGGGGACGCGCGUGGGUGUGGGAGCGCUUGCGUCGGGCCACCUCCGGGGCAAGCCAGGCUCCUGUGACCCCCGGGCCGAGCCCCUCCUCCCCACGCCUGCCCCCGAAAGGGCCACGCUUGGGCCCGGGUCUCGGCCGGGAGGCUACCGGGUAGGGUCCGGAAUCGGAUUGUGCCAAGGUGUUGUGCGGGGCUCCAACCGCAGCCCAGAUACGGGGCGGUGGGGACGGGGGAGAGAGAAGGGCAUCUAGCGUGGGGGGCUGUAGAUUGCACUCUCCCUCGCGAGACCCGCAGCACCAUUCGGGAACGGGAUCCUGCCCCUCCCCGCUCCUGGAGCGUGACCCCUGGCUCCUCGCCCCGAGGCCUGUGGCGACUGGGUCCGUUGGGGCAGAACCAUGGAGGAAAAGCCUUUCAAAGCAUCUUUGGGCAGCCAUGGCUCAGACAAGUCGAGCCCAGACAACGACAUCCGGAAUCUGUGGACCAGGGCCACGCUGUCGCAGCCGAAGCUGAAUGUGCCGCGGUCCAGUGUCGGCGAGGACUCAGACAUGGAGGGCAGCGGCGUCGGCAGCAAGUCCCGCCGGUGGUACAACCUGAAGGCCGGCCGCGACUCGGACGGUGCUUGGGAAGAAUGGGAUGACGGAGAGGACAAGGACAGUUUCAGACAGGAGGAUCUGGGCGAGUCCUCCUUGUUGGAGCUGGAGCUGCGUCGGGCCAGCUCCCUGGGAAGCCGUUUAGGGGAGGACGUCGAUUCCAAGACCGACACCGAAAUGUCUUCCUCAGAGUCAUCGCUUAAUAUCUCGAAGCACACACCCCAUCGAGCCUACUGGAUGGAGCAGCAGAACAGGCUGCCACUGCCUCUGAUGGAACUCAUGGAGAGUGAAGCUCUGGAAAUCCUCACCAAAGCCCUCCGGAGUGAGCCCCUUCCCCAGCUCCCACAAGAGACCCUGGGGGAUUCUGCAGGGUUUGGGCCUCUGGGAGUGGGGUUUCAGGACGUGUCUGCCUUGUCAGAUUCCCUUACUACCCACCAGUAUUCCAGGAGCCCUACCAAAAGUAAAAAAUUGGGGGACUGGGCACAGGGACACCCAGUGGGGAGAGCAUGAGGUGACCCUCAGGGGCCUGGGCGCCAGCCUUAGCACAGCCCCUCUCUAGCUGAUGUGGCUUUUCUAAAGCGGUUUCUCCAUUCCCCAGCGGGGAUGACAGUCUGUGUGUGGACUUGGCCCUCUCCCUCGGUGCUGUGAGGAACCUCUGGACAGUGGAUUAUUUGGGUCAAAGCCCCCUCAUUUGCCCUGCUUAUAAUAUAAGGCAGGGAUGCUGGCUAAUGGCUUAGAGUGGGUGGUCCAGGAGGUGUCCACAGAGCUGCCUGCUACCACUGUCCUGGUUCAGGCCUGCAACACUCUAACCUUGCCCUCACCCAUGCUCCACCUGACUCAUCCUCUUCUACAUCCCCCAUCUGUUUGGAGUACAGGUGUAUGACUUGACCUUUAAAAAAAACCCAAAAACUGUCAGGGCCAGCACCUUGGAGAUCCAAAGUUUCCCAGACUAACAGACCCGCGUGCCAAGCGCUCCUGCUACCCCAGAUCACCCGCGGUUCCUCAAAUCUCAGGUGCAGCACCACUGCUGGGGAGGCCAUGCUCCUGCUCACCGCCCUGAGCCGAGCUAUGCCCUCCAGGCUACCGGUCAGGUAUUGGCCGGGACCACUUCCUGACCAAGCAGCUGCAGCGAUACAUCGAGGGGCUCAAGAGGCGCCGGAGCAAGAGGCUGCACCUCUUGGUGCACUGAGAGCACCGCCUCGGGCUCGGGCUCGAGUGACAGACAGCCCGACUCCAGUCCCCGGCCCCUGUCCCGUCCCCAGAUCCAAGCCUGACCCUGUCCACGUGGAAUUUGAGUCCUAGAGAAAUAAAAGACUCUGUGCACGGUCGGCCCUAUUGGCUCCGCCUUCCCGGGACUCGAAAUCCAGGACUUCUUGCAUGUUUUAUGCCUGCUUCUCCCACCCGGGUCCAGCAGCUGUGUGGGGAUAUUGGAUCUGCGGUCCAAGAGCCCCGAUGGUGUAAUCUUGGGGGAAGGGCGAGAAGGUAAAGGGGCAGCGUCUCCCCUCUAGUUUGGGCAUGCUAGGCCCCGCCCCUCAUGCAUAUGCAGUUACACUAACCUCUCCGCUCGUCCCGCCCUCUCAUUUACAUAUGUAAGUCUUCUCCCUGCCCCGCAAUUGCGGCCCGCGAGCCACCUCGCCCACUUCUCUCCCGCACAGCGCGCUCCGCCUCCUUCGUUACGUAAGAGCGCUCUUGGUUCCAACCCCCUCCCGGAGCCUCUCCACGUCUCCUCUGGCCCCGCCCCCUCGGCCGCCGCCUUCACAAGUGCGCCGCUCCGGCUCGGCGGCGGUGGGCGGGACCUUCAUGAAGGACCGCCCCCUGGCUUUGCCGGCUCCGCCCCGACUGGUCCGGGCACGCAGGCGCUGCCCGCCCCUCUUGUCUGAUUAGCAUAGGGCGCCG